GGUAAUGCCUCAGGCUUUGGAGAUCAGUACCUAACAAAUUAUAAUUUUAAUGCACAUGUGUUUAGUUGUUAUCAUUUCCAUAUGUUGCCAUAAUAGGACGGUGAUACAGAUUUUCUAUUUUGUUUUACAGAUACUUAUGUUCAUCACUACAAAAUUUUUGAGCAUCUUUGGCAUUCAGCUACUUAGAAUAUGGACUUUUGUUCUGAUUUUGUGAAUAUCUCCUGCCUCGGGACCAUCAGGUCACCUAAAAGUUAUUCUAUUAUGAUAAUUGUCAUGCUUGGAGCUAUAGUACUCGCCACUAUAGGAAAUCUAAUUGUGAUUAUUUCAGUCUCACAUUUUAAACAACUGCAUUCUCCAACUAACUUUCUUAUUUUGUCCUUGGCUGUUACAGAUUUUAUUUUAGGACUGGUGGUUAUGCCCUACAGCAUGGUGCGGUCAUUAACAUCUUGUUGGUAUUUUGGAGACUUAUUUUGCAAAUUGCACAGCUGUAUUGAUAUGGCACUAUCCAUAACUUCCAAAUUUCAUCUUUUCUUUAUUUCUGUUGAUCGAUACUACGCAGUGUGUAGGCCUCUUCAUUAUUACAAAAACAUAACUAAUAACGUAAUACUGGUAUUUUUGUUUAUAAGUUGGUCUGUUUCCUCUAUGUAUUCUUUUGGCCUUGUUUUUUCCAAUAUACACACUGAGGGCAUACAACACUAUAUUGCCUCAUAUACUUGUAUUGGCUCUUGUUCUCUUGCUUUCAACAAGAUUUGGGGGACCGUUUCUGCAUUGGUAACGUUCUUUGUUCCAGGUACCCUGAUGAUCGGAAUUUAUAUACACAUUUUCUCAGUUGCCAAUAAGCAAGCUAAGCUUGUGCAUAAUCAUCAUAAUGUCCAGACCGACCAACCAAGUGUAACAAUUAAAGUUUCUGUCAGAGCCGAAAGCAAGGCAGCAAAAACUCUGAGCAUUGUUAUGGGAGUGUUUCUAUUUUGCUGGCUGCCAUUUUUUAUUUUGACUGUAGUAGAUCCUUACAUUAACUUUUUAACUCCUGAAGAUGUCUACAAUACUGUUCUGUGGCUUGGUUAUUUUAACUCAGGCCUUAAUCCCAUUAUUUAUGCCUUAUUCUACCCAUGGUUCCAAAAUACAUUUCAAUUUAUUAUAACAGGGAAUAUUUUUAAAGCAGGAUCUUCAUUCUCACAAGUGUUAAUCAAUGUUUAACAUAGAUUUCAUUUUUUGAUACAUUCAUAUUUGCAGAGAGAAAUGAGAAAUAACCAGGAGCUGCAAUUUUGCAAUUUUUAUUAUGUGAUGCUUCUAAUUAUGAUUCCGCGCAAUGCCAUGUUACCAGCAAAUUAUUAUUUUUGCUUGCUCUCACUCUAUAUCCUAUAUGGUUACAGGAAAACAUGCUCAAGUAUGGCAAGCUAUGACAGACAAUUUUGGGGUGUUUUGUCUUUCUUCUGCUGAGCGCAUUGACUGUCAACAUGUCCCAUGCUCCAUAUGCCUCUCAGGCAGGCCAGUUGAAAUCACAAAGUAAUACUUCACUCGUUUUGUAAGGUCGGAGCCUUCUUUGAACACCAAUUUGCUGGGUCAAUUCAGGAUGAACUGCUGGUUUGGCACCUGGGCUAAGGAGCUGAUCAUGCUGUGAGCCAUGCAGACCCAUUGGAAGAAGAGUGCAAAUGAAGAUCUUGUCCUUCAGGAUUUUUUAACCUGCAAUAUAGGUAUCUGGGCAAAUUUUGGCCAUACAUUGAUUGGGAAGACCAUCUGGAAGCUCCAUAUACAAAGUAUUUUGCUCCAUGCUCACAGUAAAAUGGGUUUUUGCAGAUUAUUUAUUUAAAGAAAAAGAUAAAACCUCUUAAACUUUUGCAUUUAGAAUCACUUGCCAAGUGAUGUGUUAUUUAGCACCACACAGACCAGUAGAAGUUGUUAUGGUCUUGACUACUGCUGUUCUUGCCUGAGCUUUGCUGUUACUAUAUUUGUAUAUUCUGGACAUUAUUUCUGUAUUAUUUUCUUUAGUCCAUUGUUUCUUUUAAAAAAAAGUUUUUUUUUCAAUUUGCAUAUUUUCUGUUACAUAUAAAAUAUGCAUGUUAUAUUCUAUUGGAAAUCUGUCACAUCAUUGUCAACACGUCUCUUAACUCAUCUAGAAAGGGCAGUACCUACUGUACAUACAAGACACUUUAAUGCAUAAUUUCUGCAUUGCAGCUGGUGCCAAUGUUUGUGUCAUGUGCAAAGAUUUAGAACUUUUGUAAAAAAUGUGAAAACAAAUUAAAUGCACAAAGAGCAACAAUUUAAAUCACCAAGUUUUUUUUUAACAAAAAAAAAA
Messenger RNA from Xenopus laevis (African clawed frog), 2296 nucleotides. Its product is annotated as trace amine-associated receptor 4. The transcript has a single exon. Lineage: Eukaryota; Metazoa; Chordata; Amphibia; Anura; Pipidae. The record is from RefSeq and is a predicted model, not a curated record. The coding region runs from base 190 to 1197 and encodes 335 amino acids.